Scophthalmus maximus (turbot) is the source of this 3498-nucleotide messenger RNA. It is a transcript of the gene nectin3b, whose product is annotated as nectin cell adhesion molecule 3b. The coding region runs from base 106 to 1506 and encodes 466 amino acids. Gene Ontology annotation, cellular component: adherens junction; apical junction complex. The transcript has 8 exons. Gene Ontology annotation, biological process: homophilic cell-cell adhesion; heterophilic cell-cell adhesion. The record is from RefSeq and is a predicted model, not a curated record. Lineage: Eukaryota; Metazoa; Chordata; Actinopteri; Pleuronectiformes; Scophthalmidae.
UUGCUGAGGAGGUUCCUCCGCACAUACCGUCAUAUUGGCACGCAGCCUGCGCCCUGGUCCUGUGGCAGGAAGCGGCGCCGCUUUUCUUUUCUCUCCCCCCACAAGAUGUUGCCGUCUUCUCGCCGGAGUCGCCUCGGACAGCUGUUGUUGCACCUUCUGUGCAGUGUCACCGGUGUGUGGUGCAGUCAGGUGGUGGUUCCUCAGAGAGUGAGCGCCGUGCUGGGGAAGAAUGUGACAUUGGAGUGUAGCGUGGAGGUGGGAGCAAACCUCACGCUUACUCAGAGUUCCUGGGAGCGUCGCCUUCCCUCGGGCUCCGUCACAGUGGCCGUCUACAACCCCCGGUACGGCAUUUCCAUCCCCCCGGAGUUCGUCCACCGCCUGUAUUUUCGCUCACCCUCCUCUCACGAUGCCACCAUCGUACUGGACAACGUGGGCUUUGCCGACGUUGGGAUCUAUACCUGUAAGGUCGCUACAUUUCCCCUGGGAAACACUCAAGCCUCCACUACUGUCAGUGUGCUCGUGGAGCCGAAGGUCUACGUGUCUGCAGGUUCAACCGCCCUGAUCGAUGGUGGCAAUGAAACUGUGGUGGCCACCUGCAUCGCUGAGCGGGCUCGGCCCCCUGCCGAGGUGUCCUGGGAGUCCAACCUCUUUGGCCAAUCAGAGGUGCAGCUAUUGGACGAGGUCAACGGCACCACCAGCACACAAGUGCGCUACCUCUGGCAGCCCACGCGCCACGUCCAAGGCCACGCGCUCACCUGUGUGGUUCGCCACCCAGCUCUGCAGCGGGACUUCAGGAUCCCCUACCAGCUCAAUGUGCAGUUUGCUCCUGAUAUCUCAGUUGUGGGCUACGAUGGAGACUGGUACAUGGGUCGGGAAAACGUUCAAAUGACGUGCAAAGCCAACGCAAACCCGCCGCCGCAUCACUUCAGAUGGAUCAGACUGGACAGUGAAAUGCCAGAAGGGGUGGAAAUAAUGAAUAGCACUUUGCUCUUCCUGCGUCCCCUCCAGCGGAAUGACUCUGGGGUAUACAGGUGUGAGGUUGCCAAUGACAUCAACCUCCGCAGUCGGGAUGUGCGCAUUCUCAUACAAGACCAGUCUCAAGCGGAGAGGUCGAACUCCAUCGUCGUGGCUGGUGCUGUGAUGGGCGCAGUCCUCGCCCUCUUCCUCAUCGCCAUCUUCAUCAUCGUGAUCCUUACUGCUCGCAGGGCCCCGCCACCGGCCUUCACGGACAAAGUAAUUGACCUUCCUCCGACACACAAGCCACCCCCUCCCUACUCGGAGAGAGCCACGGCCGUACCUCUGGGGGUCCACGCAUCACAAGUGGCUUGGCUCUGUCAGAGUCGCAGGGCAGCGCGCAGGUACGAGCCGACUGACGGGCGGCAGCCCCCACCCACAACAAGGCCGGGACCGCAGAGCCCCACGCAGCAGCUGUCCCGUCUGGAGUGGGUGUGUCAUCAGAGUGGGACGGACCGCGUGUACAUCGACCACCGUGAACACUAUGUGUGACAGACACCCUGAGCACAGUCCACCGAGCAGCUGACGGACAUUCACUCUGCCUGAGAGACAUGGAAGGUACCGGGUUCACCUGAUUCAUACAGGGUGGCGUCUAAUACCUUUUACUCCAGAUGAUGACUCUUUUUUUUUUGUCUUACAUGACUAGUUGAACAUUUUAAACACAUACAUUCAUUUUCUUGCUGAGAGCUAGACAAGAAUAUGAAUCUGAUGUCUGUCUGUGAAAAACGAAGCAAUAGCCAGCAGCCGGUUAGCUUAGCACAAAGACUGGAGACGGGGGUAAACAGCUAGCACAAAAAAUAAAUAAAUCUCCCUUCCAACACUUCUUUGGUAUCAAUCUUCUUGUUUAACUCUGGGCAAUGAAGCAAAUUAACUGCAUUUCCCAAAAUGUAAAAAAACAAAAAACAACCUUUAUUUCAUUUCCUUCCUAAUUUUUGCUCUGUAUUUCUUCAGUUUUCAGUGUUUGAUAUAACUUACGGUACAAAGAUGAGGCUUUAGAAGUCGCAUGAUCACCAGAGCAAAACUCUCACCAUCUGACCCCCCGAUCCGUUUGUCCUCGAUUUUAGAUGUAGAUACGAAGAAGCUGAGGGUCGAAUAGUCAUCCACAUCUUUCUGUUGAAGUGCAACUCUGAGGACUCUGUAUUCUCAGGCAUAUCACUAGACCAAACCAGGCCAGAUCCAAACUUCUGAGGUCCACUGAGACCAAAUGUACUUACCGCAACACGGACCACGGUGGGAUUAAUUAAAGUAUUUCUGUCCCAGGUCUGUGAUUUGCUGUUGUGAUAUGAUGACUCGCGUUUUGGCAGCAGAAACGGUAUAUUUGUAAAUGUUUAAAUGUAGCCUCUGUUUCAGUAUUAUUAUUAUGCAGAGUCAUAAUCUACUAAUCAGGGGGACGCUGUUGUGUUUUAUCUGAGGGAAAUGUGGCUCCUUUAAAAUACAUUGAGUUUCAGUGAAGAAUCUGGAGAACUAACAGUUUUAAGUGCCAUAUUUACAUUUCGAGGGGUUUUCCCUGUAAAUAUGCUGUAAUGUGUGUGAGUACAUAGUCAUGAGCAUUUUCUUAUGUUUUAAAAAUUGCAAUUUUAUACUCUGUAAGUGGCCUUGAGAGGAAUAGCCAUUAUCUUCUCUCACACUGAAACGUCGGGAAAAUCACUUGCAAAGAACAACAUGAGACUAUUCAAAGGCAGAAAAACUUCUAAGCUGCCGCGGGAAAUCAGAAAUCGCUACAUGAGCGUGUCCAACAACCUUCUGAACAGUAAACAAUGUGGAAGCUGUGGAAAAACUAGAGAGGAAGAUCCGAGGGAGAGUUUGAGUUGACGUAUCGAGUGCUUUGGAGAAAAAUGAAUCUCAAGGUCACAGUCACAUUGCAUCCACUGUGAUUCUCUCAACAGGAAGUAACAUAUGGGGUAGGUUGAGGGGGUUCCCAGCAAAAUGUGUGUGCAGAUGAAGCAGUGUUUGCAUUUCAGCAGCCGAGACUCACGUUGCAUUGACAACAGUGUUUGAAACCAUAUACAUUUCUAUAGAUCAGUCAGUGCGCUGGUUUUCUCCCACUUUGUGUCUGACACUUUGCAUGAGUGACACUUAGUGGUCAAAUGUGUCACUGCAGCCCCUGUUGCAUCAUCAUCAUCAUCAUCAUCAUCAUCAUCAUUGAAUACACAGGAUACAGUAAGAAGCACAUUACUCGUGUCUGCUCUGUGUCAGUGGGAUGUUUCGGGUGGAGGAAAUUUUUAAUUUCAUUAUCGUGUUUUAAUUAAACAGUAGUCAGAUUAGGUGAUGUGGAUAACAGUUUAGAAAUGGAAAAUAAUAUAUGAUAUUAACUUGUUUAUGUUUGUCACACUGGAAUGCAGGGAUUAUGAGACAGGGGAAAGAAAUCAGUCCAUCAGAAACCCUACUGGGAAACAUUGCUUUGUAGUGCCGACUUAAACAAAACUGGAUAUUAAAAGUUAUACACAAUUUGAUUAUAAAGACAAUAAAUACUCGUGAAUUUUC